Molecule: messenger RNA, 1593 nt
Organism: Fusarium vanettenii 77-13-4
Lineage: Eukaryota; Fungi; Ascomycota; Sordariomycetes; Hypocreales; Nectriaceae
Exons: 7
Source: RefSeq, a predicted model, not a curated record
UGGGCCAUGAAGCACUUACACGGCCUCUCGCUGGCUACUCUAGUCGGCCUGGCCACCUUUUCAACCGCCGCGGAUAUUUCCUACGUGACUGACCUCGAAAUCUUUACAUAUCUGGCGCCAUGUGUGUCCAGCGCCAUCUCGUACAAUGUCGCGAUGCAGACCUACUCGACCAUGUGCGGCGACUCGGAGACUGAGCUGCAGAAAUGCAUCUGCUCCACCAGAUUCAACCAGGUCGCGUCUUCCAUCUCGAGCGACGUCACGUAUAGCUGCGGUUCGAGCGCGAGCGAUGAUCUUUCGAGCGCGUCCAAGUUGAUGGACAAGUACUGUCAUCAAGACAAGGACAUUACAUUCUUUUCUCCGACGACGAAUGUUGUCGAGGCGUACAUUACCGAUCUGCCGGAGCUGGCUUAUCUGCCGCCAUGUGCGCAGUCAGGAAUCUCAUAUGCCGUUAUUGGAGUGGCUGCGUAUCGAUGCCCUGAAGCGGCCGAAUUGAAUGCGCCUUGCGUCUGCAACAAGAAGGACGUGGUUCACGACAUCACCGAGACACUCAAGAGCUCAGUCAAGUGGUCUUGCUCCAACAAUCAGGAUGUCACCUCGGCGCAAAACUUUUACAGCGAGUUUUGCGCAAUGAAUGACGGCACUACAUCCUUUGCGACUCCAAAGGGUCCUCCUGGAGAUAUGUCUUACUAUAUCACCGCUUUACCUCAGUAUCAGUCGCUUAACAAGUGUGCCCAGAGCGGUAUCGAGUCUGUUGUCUUGGGGCAAAGCUCUUGGCUAUGCGGCGAAGGACCCCAGGAACUCGCCUCUAGUCUGACCUCAUUGGUCAAGGGUUACUGCGACAGCACGAAUAUCGGCAACGUGACUUCAGCUGUCGAUGUUUUCAAGUACUACUGCAGCGCGGCUGAGAGUUUGGUUGUUGCUACUGUUGGUGAAUCCAUCCAUCAGUCGUACCCGACUGCGAGUUCUGGGGCUGGUGCUGGAACUGGUGCAACUGGUCCUGUUCAGACGGGCUCAGGACAUGCGACUUUGACUGGCAGUGAUGGCCUUCCUGAAGAAACUGGUUCCUCGGGUUCGAGCGGUGACGACAACAGUACAGAAAACGACAAGAACAAGGACGAAUCAGGAGGGACGAAUAUCGCACCGAUCGCGGGUGGAAUUGCCGGUGUCGUGGUCGUCGCCGCCAUUGGUAUUGGGUUGUUCAUGCUCAUCCGACGAAGACGACAACGUCAAGCUCGAGGGGUAGAAAUCUCGAACCCUGGCGACGGUCGUGGUGAUGGUCCUCCAGAAUACACCGGCCAGCCAGAACUCAUGGGCAACAGCGAGUACAUCAAGGGUCAUUACGCACCACCAGCCGUAUCCGAGCUCUCAUCAACAUCCUCCCCAAAACCAGAACUAUAUGGAGGAAAGCCAGUCGUUGAACUCCCACCUAACCACGCACCAACCCCUGAGCUACAAUCUCAUCCCGCCAAGCCCGUGUACGAAUUCCCCUCGAACCCAGCACCGACGUAUAAUCCGCAGUCAAACAUGGGAUUUCAGUCUGGACCCGUGGAGUCGUAUGAGCUGGACUCGAAUGUUGGACGGUGGGCAAAGUAG